AUGCCCAUUCGCCUCCGAUUACGAGCGCCCAACGGCACCCAUACCCUCUCCCUCGACGAUAAUGCCGCCGUCUCCGACCUUCUAUCAUCUAUCAGCGAAAAGACGGAACUCCCACUCUUCGAAUUGAAAUGGAACCACCCACCCCAGCCGCUCGAUCCUUCACUAUACGGAAUGUCUACGCUAUUGAAGGACAUUGACCUUAAACUUAAUGGCGCCUCCAUCAUCGUCAUUGGCAAAGCUACUGGCGAUCCAAGUGAACGGAAAGCAGAACAAGAAGCCCAGUCUGCUACAUCUCAGUCAGCACCCCUGUCGUUACAACGCAAGCAGAACUCCGCGCUCAAAGACACUCCCGAAGUCCCUGUGCCCGAACGUGCUGGCACCAUUGUCCUGAGAGUGAUGCCGGAUGAUAACUCAUGCAUGUUCCGAGCUCUUGGAAGCGCCGUUCUCUCCGACUCACUGGAUGCCAUGACCGAACUUCGGUCGAUGGUCGCCCAAGCUAUACAAAGAGACCCCGAACAGUACAACGAAGCAAUCUUGCAGCGGUCUCCCGACGAGUACUGCAAAUGGAUAUCAUACUCGGACUCAUGGGGUGGUGGAAUUGAGCUCAGUAUUCUCUCUCAAGAAUUUGAUAUCGAGAUUGCCAGUGUCAACGUGCAGGACAACCGUGUAGACCGCUUCAAUGAAGGUCGACCACGCCGCUGUAUCCUUGUAUAUUCCGGUAUUCAUUACGACACUAUCGCUCUGGUUCCGCGUGGAGUUUCGCCUCAAGAUCCUUCUCAAGACAUCAAGCUUUUUGAUCCCAAUGAUGAUGUCAUCCUCGAGGCUGCACGGGAACUCUGUCGCCAGCUGCAAAAACAGCAUUACUAUACAGAUACCCAGAAAUUCGACAUCAAAUGUAACACGUGUGGCUGGAAGGGAGCUGGAGAACGGGGAGCGAUCCAGCACGCGACAGAGACCGGACAUAGUGACUUUGGUGAGGCAAACUAA
Molecule: messenger RNA, 987 nt
Organism: Bipolaris zeicola 26-R-13
Lineage: Eukaryota; Fungi; Ascomycota; Dothideomycetes; Pleosporales; Pleosporaceae
Exons: 1
Coding region: 1-987 (328 amino acids)
Biological process (GO): protein deubiquitination; endoplasmic reticulum unfolded protein response
Cellular component (GO): cytosol; nucleus
Molecular function (GO): cysteine-type deubiquitinase activity
Source: RefSeq, a predicted model, not a curated record